Molecule: messenger RNA, 957 nt
Organism: Brassica napus (rape)
Lineage: Eukaryota; Viridiplantae; Streptophyta; Magnoliopsida; Brassicales; Brassicaceae
Exons: 2
Coding region: 1-957 (318 amino acids)
Molecular function (GO): nucleic acid binding; zinc ion binding
Source: RefSeq, a predicted model, not a curated record
AUGUCAAAGAUUGCGAAUCUUGAUUUCAGUGCUUUGAAAAGCAAUGGUGACAACUACCUGGAAUGGGCGCUUGAUGCAAAGAUCAUGCUGCGAUCAAAAGAUCUUGGUGACACAAUCACCAAAGACAACAAUUCCAGUGACAAAGACAAGUAUAGAGCUAUCUACAUGAUACGCCACCAUCUCCAAGAGAACUUGAAAACUCAGUACAUGACCAUGGAAAAUCCAUAUGACCUUUGGAUCGCUUUACAGCGAAGAUAUGACCACCAGAAAACGGUGUUGCUUCCAAAGGCUCAAUAUGAUUGGAAACACAUAAGGUUCUUGGACUACAAAUCAGUAGACGAGUACAACUCAGUCCUGUUCAGAAUUGUGUCCUUGUUAAGGUUAUGUGGUGAAAAAGUAACCGAGGAAGAGAUGCUUAAUAAAACUCUCUCCACGUUUCCUCAAACCAACAUGGUAUUGCAACAGCAGUACAGAGAGAGGAAUUUCGCCACAUAUACUGAGUUGAUAGAAUGUCUCUUGUUGGCUGAAGCUAACAACGAACUGUUAUUGAAAAACAGUGAGAUGAGACCUCCUGGUACAGCUCCAUUACCCGACAUCUCUAAGCUGGCUAUAGAGCCAAAGAAAGAGACACACGGGCGAGGACGUGGUCGCGGUACCACACCCGGCUUUAGCCGUGGUCGUGGCCGAGGCCGUAGUGUGUCUUUUAAACCACAGAUCAAAGCUGAUCGAUGCCACAGAUGUGGUAUGGGUAAUCAUUGGGCAAAGAAUUGCCGAACUCCUAAGCAUUUGUGUGAGCUUUACAUGGAGAGCUUAAAAAGAAACCCGGAAGCUAACAUGGUUCGAGACCCGGGAUAUGAUGGUGAUGAUGAUGAUGACUUGGAAGACGUCCAGGAUCACCAGCACGAGUCAGACAAAGUUGAUCACAUGGAGUUUGAAACUUCAGACAUACUGAAAUAA